CCAGACUCUCCAAGAGAAGAGAAGAAAAAGAUCACCAGGUGUCGCCCGAAAUUCUCUUCUCAUCAGCCGAGAGAUUAACGUGUGUUUGCAGCUUCUUAAUUCUAAUUAAUUAAUCGUCUUAAAUCACCGAAUUAAUUGUUGAAAGUGAACUCACCUUGUUCUCCAGACCAAUCUGGUCACAUUGUCUUUAAAGAAAAAGUGUCACAUUGUUUAUAAAAGUGAUAGUAUUUGUGUCAAUCAACUUAACCAUGUCUCAUGUUAACAAGCUUAGGCUUUUAUUCAAAGAAGUUCUUGAUCAGGUUGCUCCGACCAAAAGAGAUAAAAUAGAGAAAUCAAUUAAUGAACGUUUCGAGAGGAUUAUCUCUUCUAUGGCACCCACAUCGCAUCCCAAUAAUGUGGACUCAUCGGUCAUUGAAAAAUUGACUGUCUCUGAGUGGACUUCAUAUAGUAUUGUAGGAGUAUUUUUGUUAUUUUUCUCUAUCAUCGCCGCCUUUUACCUUCACAGUCGAAUGCGGUUCAAUAUCGCUCAGGAUCUUGGUCCCGUAAGCGUUUCCAACCUUGGUGUCAACUUAAAUGAGCUCACCCUUCCUGUUUGUGAUUUAGAAGAGAAACAAUUUUGUACAAAAAAUGAGAAUCGGAUAAAACCUUCUCUCCUAGUAUUUCGGUACAUUCUUAACCACAUUGAGGAAGGAUUAUUGGAUUACUAUUGUUCUAAAGAAUCUAAACGUUCGGAUGCCCGUACUUAUUCAGUUAACGAUAUUUUCAAAUCUCUUCAAGCUAAAAGCACCGAAAUAGAUGAAAAACUUGGUUACCUUUUACCUCAAUCUAACAAUCCGUCUGUUAAUUCAAAAAUGUUAUUCGCUGAUUACUUUUCGGAGGCCAUUAGUUUCAUCUCUAACUAUAAUCUUCAUUUGAAAGUUCAUUCAAAAAAUGGAGAACAAUUUAUCACUGUUGAUAAAACUUAUCCAAUAAGUCUAUCAAUGGGCUGUAAAGUCCGUUCUUUCCUAUGGAGAUUUGGAAAAUAUACCUCAGCAGUACUAAUAAUCAUUUCAAUUAUUUUCUCAAUCAUCCAAUACAUAAGUCACAAGAAAAGGAUUCAAAAUGAAGAUGAAGCUGCCGUUCAAGAUUUAGUUAAAAAAUCAAUUGAUCUUCUACAAUCUCCCGAUGAGCCUCGUUCAAUGCCAGUAAUUAACAUACGAGAUACCCUUUUAACACCACAACAACGAAAGGAAUCCCGAUGGAAAAAGAUCUGGUCCAAAGUGGUUGAACUUAUCGAGAAUAACGAUUAUCAUAUUAAUUCAGCAAUAGAGGAAAGAGAUGGUGAAGAAUUUAAAACAUGGAAAUGGUGUGGAAGCUCAUCAACCAAAGAUCGACUAAAUGAAUUUCGUAUAGAUGCAACAACAAUGAGAACGGGAACAAUUGAAUGGCAAGGAUCAGCAUUUGAUUCUACAUCGGAUCCACUGGGAGUAGGAAUAAACAAUCAAAUCAUCAGUCCAACCAAUGGAUCAAUUAAUUCAGUUCCAAAAGCAUUAACAGAAUUUCUUAAACUACGAAAUAUCCCAAAUAAAAAUGGCUCAUCAAGCUGGAAGACACAACUAAGAAACGCCAUCAUAGAGAAAUGUACAGCACACUCACCCUCUAAGUACCAUGGAAUACUUCACAUUGACUUCGGUAGUGCUGAUAAGAAGGAGCUUUUUAUUUAUCUCAAGUGUGAUUCAAUUGAAUCAGCAACCAACAGUUUUGCUGCUCUUCAUGGUUGGUGGUGUGAACGUCGUCUUGUUUCAGUUAAAUUUCUCAAAGCUGAUCGUUAUUAUGAAAAAUUUCCCAAGGCAGCCAAAGCAUCAACUCCACUAAAGAUACUUAAUAUUGAUUCAUAAACUAUAACAUUAACUAAUUGGUUCAAUUUUACAGUUUUAUGAAUAGGCCACUAAACAAAAGAACUGAAUAAGCUGCUUGGUAAAUUGUUGAUUCAAAAAAUUUACAAAAUCAAAUAUACAUUCUCCAUGUAUAUUUGAAUACAAACUUUCCCAUCUCAAUGCAACAAUCAUAACAACUAAUUUAGGUGCGACAAUUAAAAACAAAGCAACUAUUUAAACACAUAUAAUGUAUACACAACAUACAAAUAUAUAAGAAAAACAUGAGACAGAAAAUAUUGUGUAUAACAUAAUCAAAUUUUACGACUCUCUCUCUCUCUCUCUCUCUCUAAUCAUUUUAAUUAAUCAUCUCGCUUACAAACAAAAUACCUCAAUUUAUGUAUAAGAAAUUAACACUUACGAUCAGGAACACAGAUCGAGUAAAUUUAUUUCUAAUACUAAUCAACUCACUAAUUAUCGGAAAACAAAUUGUCUCUCUUUUGUUUUCCAUUACAUUAUCAUCUCAAACGGUGACACCGAAAAUCAUCUUUGAUCAUGACAAUUAAAAGUUGAAAAAAAAAGUCGAAA
Molecule: messenger RNA, 2441 nt
Organism: Panonychus citri (citrus red mite)
Lineage: Eukaryota; Metazoa; Arthropoda; Arachnida; Trombidiformes; Tetranychidae
Gene: MAN1
Product: inner nuclear membrane protein Man1-like
Exons: 1
Coding region: 249-1877 (542 amino acids)
Biological process (GO): negative regulation of BMP signaling pathway; nuclear envelope organization
Cellular component (GO): nuclear inner membrane
Molecular function (GO): chromatin DNA binding
Source: RefSeq, a predicted model, not a curated record